Molecule: messenger RNA, 2565 nt
Organism: Crotalus tigris (Tiger rattlesnake)
Lineage: Eukaryota; Metazoa; Chordata; Lepidosauria; Squamata; Viperidae
Gene: NPTX1
Product: neuronal pentraxin 1
Exons: 5
Coding region: 87-1406 (439 amino acids)
Biological process (GO): axonogenesis involved in innervation
Cellular component (GO): plasma membrane; neuron projection
Source: RefSeq, a predicted model, not a curated record
AAUCGGCUCAGCAGUUCGGUGGAUAGUUCCAUGGUGCUGAAACUCCUUUUGCCAUUUUUUUUUCCCGGAGCUCCGCGCUGUUUGGGAUGUCUGCUCCGGUCAUGUUUGCCGUGGUCCGCUGCAGCUUCGUGUUGGUCUCCCUUUUCUACUUAAAAGGAUGCGCCCAGAAUUUUGGACAGACUCGGUUUAUCUGCACCUCGGUGCCGGUGGAUAUGGACAUGUGUACCUCUUCUAUGCAGAGCAGCGGUAGCACCGAAGACAUGAAGACCACAGUGCUACAGCUCCGGGAAACGGUGCUCCAGCAGAAAGAGACCAUUAUGAACCAGAAAGAAACCAUUAGGGAACUGACCACGAAAUUGGGCAGGUGUGAAAGCCAAAGCACUGUAGAAGCGGGCCCUGGUGAAUCUAAAACGGGUGGGGGCUCCGGCAGAAAGCAGACCGGCUCUUCCAAAAACACGAUGGGAGAUCUCUCCCGGAUUCCAGCUGCUGAAACACUGAGCCAACUUGGGCAAACUUUGCAGUCGCUCAAAACAAGGCUAGAAAACUUGGAGCAAUUCAGUAGGAUGAAUUCUUCGAGCCAAACCAAUUCCCUGAAGGAUAUACUUCAGAACAACAUUGAUGAUUUGGAAAAGCAAGUGCUCUCUCGAAUUAACAGCCUGGAAGAAGGAAAGUACAACUCCAAGAAUGAGUCUGAAGAAAGAGGGAAAAUAGAAAGCACUUUAACUUCUCUUCACCAAAGGAUCAGUGACUUAGAGAAAGGUCAGAAAGAGAAUAGGCCAACGGAUAAAUUUCAGCUGACCUUCCCUUUGAGAACCAAUUACAUGUACGCAAAAGUGAAGAAAAGCUUGCCAGAGAUGUAUGCAUUUACAAUUUGUACGUGGAUAAAAUCAAAUGCCUCUCCAGGUGUAGGUACACCCUUCUCUUAUGCAGUACCUGGACAAGCCAAUGAGUUGGUACUUAUUGAAUGGGGUAAUAAUCCUAUGGAGAUCCUUAUCAAUGACAAGGUAGCAAAGCUUCCUUUUGUCAUUAAUGAUGGGAAAUGGCACCAUAUCUGCAUUGCAUGGACAACUCGGGAUGGUGUCUGGGAAGCUUAUCAGGAUGGCACCCAGCGAGGCAAUGGGGAAAACCUGGCCCCUUAUCACCCGAUCAAGCCCCAAGGGGUCCUAGUGUUGGGGCAGGAACAGGAUACACUUGGUGGUGGAUUUGAUGCCACCCAGGCAUUUGUGGGAGAACUUGCUCACUUCAACAUCUGGGACCGAAAGCUCACCCCAGGGGAGGUCUACAACUUGGCUACUUGCAGCACCAAAGCCCUGCCUGGGAGUGUCAUAGCCUGGUCUGAAACUAACAUUGAUAUUUACGGUGGAGCCACCAAAUGGACAUUUGAAGCCUGCCGUCAGAUCAACUAAAUCUGCCACACUUUCCCUUUCCUUCUCCCAGAUCCACUCAACCCCAGGUGAACAGACAUUCUUCUCAUCCAGGAAUGAUUUACAGACAACUUGCCUUCCUUUUUUUUCUUUUCUGUCACUUUCGAAAAUCAUGUUACUUGUCCUAAAGAACCAGUAUUUUAUCGGGAGGGGGGGGGAAGUCUAGGAAUCUAGGAAAUGUACAUGGAGUUCUUGAUACCAUUCUAAGACCACCUGGAACUUUGCAAACUGACAAAAAAAUGAGAAGGUUCCUAGUUUUUUCUCCCACUGCUUUAUGACGUCACAAGAUGAAUGGUCUGGUUUUUCUGGCUUGCCAACUUCGUUUGAAGCCUGAGUGCCUUUGGGCUGGUGCAACUCUUUCAGCACAUUUGUCUUCAUUUGCAUAUACUUUUUAAAGGUUAUCUCUAUAUAUUCCUACUCUACUCGAUGUCUUUUAAGCAGCCAUUCUCCUCUAGGCAGAUACUGAUUUUUUUUAAAAAAAAUUGUAUUUACAAUUAGUUUUCCAAGUUAAUGGGAUGGCAAAAGCUUUUGAAUGGUGCAUAAGGAGGCUGGAUAAGGAUAUGAGGGGAGGGAAUGGUUUAUUUUUUUAAAAUUGAUCAGGUCCUCUACUGUCCCUCACCAGUGGUGUUCACUACUGGCUAAAGCCAGAAUAGGACAGGGCCAUCUUUGCCCUUUCAAAUGUACAGGUAAGACUCGGGAGCAUUGCCAAGCUGAGGAUCCUGGGUGGCUUGUCCAGAUCUGGGAUAAUUUGUAGGAGCAGCUGUUGCUAAUCCAUGUCAAUGCAGCUGUAAAACAGCCUGCUUUCCUACACUGCCUUUAUUUUGCUUAAAGCCUAAAAGGAUCUGCCUCUGUUAGCCAUCAAGCUUACGUGAAGUCUAGAGAGCCAUCAUCCCAGAGACAUUAGCUACUCUUUCUUCCAAAGCAAUGUGGCCUGAAGACAGCAGUGAAUUCCCAAACCCCUUCCUGGUUGACCUUCCCUUCUCAAUUUCAUAGCCAACUCUUCCCCUCCAAAAACAAUGCAUCUUGGACUUCUAAUGGAAGACUUGACAGAGAGAUGGGAUCAUUUUCUCAUCCCUUUGAGACAUUCCACACCCUUGCUUAACCUCCUUUACUCUAAGAGCCAUAAAUCUGAAGGGCUUGU